AGGUUGGCGUUGCACGCCGUUGUCCAGUGGAGUUGAGUCUAGUGUCCGCGAGUCUCCAGCGCCGACAGCAUCUGCAGAGAGAACAAAAUGCGUGAGUGUAUCUCCAUCCACGUUGGUCAGGCUGGUGUUCAGAUUGGAAAUGCUUGCUGGGAGCUGUACUGUCUCGAGCACGGUAUUCAGCCUGAUGGCCAGAUGCCGAGUGACAAGACCAUCGGUGGAGGUGACGAUUCUUUCAACACCUUUUUCAGUGAGACAGGAGCUGGCAAGCAUGUCCCAAGGGCAGUGUUUGUGGAUCUGGAGCCCACUGUGAUCGAUGAGGUUCGCACUGGCACUUACCGCCAGCUCUUCCAUCCUGAGCAGCUGAUCACUGGAAAAGAGGAUGCAGCCAACAACUAUGCUCGUGGGCAUUACACCAUCGGCAAGGAGAUCAUCGACCUGGUGCUCGACAGAAUCCGCAAACUGGCUGACCAGUGCACUGGUCUCCAGGGCUUCCUGGUCUUCCACAGCUUUGGAGGUGGAACUGGAUCUGGUUUCACCUCCUUGCUGAUGGAGCGUCUCUCCGUUGACUAUGGCAAGAAGUCUAAGCUGGAGUUCUCCAUCUACCCAGCUCCACAGGUGUCCACCGCAGUGGUGGAACCCUAUAACUCGAUCCUUACCACUCACACCACUCUUGAGCACUCUGACUGUGCUUUCAUGGUCGAUAACGAGGCCAUCUAUGACAUCUGCCGUAGAAACCUUGAUAUUGAACGUCCUACCUACACCAAUCUUAACAGGUUAAUCGGUCAGAUCGUGUCCUCCAUCACCGCCUCCCUCCGAUUUGAUGGCGCCCUGAAUGUUGAUCUGACUGAGUUCCAGACCAACUUGGUGCCCUACCCUCGCAUCCACUUCCCUCUGGCCACCUAUGCCCCAGUGAUCUCGGCUGAGAAAGCUUACCACGAGCAGCUUUCAGUGGCUGAGAUCACUAAUGCUUGCUUUGAGCCAGCCAAUCAGAUGGUUAAAUGUGACCCACGUCAUGGCAAGUACAUGGCCUGCUGCUUGCUGUACCGUGGUGACGUUGUACCUAAAGACGUCAAUGCUGCCAUUGCCACCAUUAAAACAAAGCGUACCAUCCAGUUUGUGGACUGGUGCCCAACUGGUUUUAAAGUUGGUAUUAACUACCAGCCACCCACUGUGGUGCCCGGUGGAGACCUUGCCAAGGUCCAGAGAGCUGUGUGCAUGCUGAGCAACACCACUGCUAUUGCAGAGGCUUGGGCCAGGCUCGACCACAAGUUCGACCUGAUGUAUGCCAAGCGUGCCUUUGUGCACUGGUAUGUAGGAGAGGGUAUGGAGGAGGGAGAGUUCUCUGAAGCCCGAGAGGACAUGGCUGCCCUGGAGAAGGAUUAUGAGGAAGUUGGUGUUGAUUCCGUUGAGGGAGAAGGAGAGGAGGAAGGAGAGGAGUAUUAAAUUUCCUAGUCUUGCUACAGUACGUCUUUCCAUGUUAGAACUCUCAAAUAUCUCUCAGACCGUCUUUUGCUGGCAGUAUGAUGUGAUACCAAAACAAGUAUUAACUCUACAGUUGGUAUUAGGUUCUUUGUAGCCCAGAAUUCCUUAAACUGUAUGACAAUGAAUGUCAUUAUUGUCAUUCUGCCUUUGUGUAAUCAGUGUUUGUUGUGAAAACCCAAUAAACUUUUCAGAAGAAUUCA
Molecule: messenger RNA, 1682 nt
Organism: Neoarius graeffei (lesser salmon catfish)
Lineage: Eukaryota; Metazoa; Chordata; Actinopteri; Siluriformes; Ariidae
Product: tubulin alpha-1A chain
Exons: 4
Coding region: 88-1443 (451 amino acids)
Biological process (GO): microtubule cytoskeleton organization; mitotic cell cycle
Cellular component (GO): cytoplasm; microtubule
Molecular function (GO): structural constituent of cytoskeleton; GTP binding
Source: RefSeq, a predicted model, not a curated record